AUGGCAGAGCUGGCAUUGUCGAUGGGAGGGUUGGAAAACUUAACUGACCUUGACCUUUCACACAACAAGGACUUGAGUGGCAACGCGAAAACUUGGGCUUCUUGUUUGAAGACCCUGACUCAUCUUAGGAGCCUAGAAAUGCAGGACUGUGGUACAGAAAGCCGCGAUGUCAAGUAUCUAGCUAAAGCAAUUAGUGAAAUGGGUAAUCUGAUGGACUGUAAUUUUAGUGGUAGCCAAGUGGAGCUCGAUGUUAGUUCGUCGGACAGUCUCAUACGUCUUACAAUAAGGAGCGGUUCAUUUAGAACAGGCGACAUUGGUGAGGAUAUGGCAGACAUUUUGCAGUCGUUGUGUAAUCGGGUGGAUUUAGUCAGUUUGAUCCUUGAGAACAUUUAUGGUCUGAGUGAUUCUGUGACCUUAUGGACCCCAGUCUUGAGUAAACUGACACACCUUGAGGAGCUGGAGCUCUAUGGCUGCUCACUGCAAAGCACAGACAUUGAACACCUUGCGGUAGCAUUGAGUCAAAUGCCAGCUUUGAGAGAGCUCUCUCUAAAAGACAAUUGGUCUCUAGGGGGCUCUGCAGAAUCAUGGGCACCCAGUUUGGAAAAGUUAAGAUAUGUUCGUCAUCUAAACCUAGAUAACUGCGCCCUGACAGAAGAGGACAUGAGACACAUUCAUGAGGUACGAGAAAGAUGUAGUCCUUGGAAACUGAGCUGUGGAUUGUAUGGAUUGAUUGAACGGUCUAUGACUCACGAUUGGUUAUAA
Messenger RNA from Acanthaster planci (crown-of-thorns starfish), 762 nucleotides. Its product is annotated as leucine-rich repeat-containing protein 31-like. Lineage: Eukaryota; Metazoa; Echinodermata; Asteroidea; Valvatida; Acanthasteridae. The record is from RefSeq and is a predicted model, not a curated record.